AUGAAAAGCUACCAUUGUGAAAGAUGCAACAGUACACAAUCGUCGGAAGAGGAAAGAUACGCAACAAUGGACGAGUGUCAACAUUGUACAAGUGAAUUUAUUCGAGAACAAUUUGAUAAAUGGACUUCUGGGAAUGAAAAGAUUGACCGCGAAAUCCAAGAAGCACAAUUGAACUCUCCCGUUGUUCCUUUAUCUUUGGGAGAUUCUCCCCGUAUAAUAGAGUGGAUUCCGUUUGAAGAUUUAUUAGAUGUAAAACCGAUAAAUACUAUUGGCAAAGGUGACGUAACGAUUUAUAAAGCGGUGUUGGCGAAAGGAUUCGCUCAAUCCUUUGAUUAUGACAAGCGAACUAUUUUACGAGCGCCUCAAACACGGGUGGUGUUAAGGCAUUUAGUGAAAUCCGAGCAAAUUAAUGAAGAAUUUUUACAAGAGUUAAAAGAACAUUUGCUACUUCAAUCUCGACGAUUUGACAUAGUUGACGAAUUAGGCAUUACAAAAAACUCACAAACUGGAGACUACUUCCUAGUUGAACACGAGAUGAAACAAAACCUCAAGGAAUACAUGAUAGAAAACUAUUCCACCAUAACAUGGACAGAAAUCUACGAUGUAUUCACUAAUCUCUCGCGAACACUCCAUGAAAUUCACCAUUCGGGAAUAACACAUCGAAACAUACACUGGGGAAAUGUAUUAUUACGAGAAUACGACAAUGCCUGGGUGUUUUCCAAUCCUGGUUCGGCCUCGUUGGCUAACGACAAUACUCAAGCAAAUAAAUUGUCGGUGUAUGGGAAGUUACCGUUCAUGGCUCCAGAAAUUCUUAAAGAAAACGCAUACUCUGCCAAAUCUGACAUAUAUGCUUUUGGGAUGUUGAUGUAUAUGGUGAUGACGGUUGGUUCCUUUAUCGGUUACGCGGAUAAUGUGUUUGAUUUAAUCUAUAGAAUAUGUAAUGGCAAGUGGCCAAUGUUUCCAUCUGCGACGACGUCAGCGCAAAAAAGAUACCUUGAUUUAGUUGAAAGAUGCUUAAAGACGGAUCCUGCGAAACGACCGGAUGCACGUGAAUUGAUGGAGUUUUUCUAUAGAGAAAAUAAAACUCAAGAACCAAAACAUAAAUUGUUGUUUUUUGAAAAUUUAGUCCCUGCUGAAACUCCGAGGAAAAAUAACGACUAUAGUGUUAGCAAAUAUUAUUCUGUUGAUGAUAUUCGUAACCAUUUAAACAAAAGGCAACAAGAUGAUGAAAAGGAAUUCACUAAACAUCAGUCUCACCACCCAAAAUUUCCGUCGUCUGAUUUCAAUUCAUCCACUCUUUUUUCGGAAUCGAUCAAUGACACGACGACAACUGAAACGGGUGACGAUAUACAAAACUUUGAGAUUUUGUUGAAUGAAAAGUUUCAACUUGAUAGUGGUAUAGACGACAUUGGUGGUGGUAGUGAUUCAUCAUUUUUUGCACCAGGGUUCAGGUCGUCUUAUCAGAAAAGUAAUAAUAUUAAUAACGAGAGUAACAAGUAUACUACAGAUAAAGAGCAUACUACAUAUAAAGAACAACUACGACCUUCUGAUAAUAUGCAAGCAAAAGAAUACAAUAACAGGAAUACGCGAAGUAAUGAAUCAGACCCAUUAUCGCCGUCGUCAACGACAUGGUAUCAAAAGAUAUUUCGAUCCUUGUUUUUUUGUGUAAAGGACGAGCAGUAG
Molecule: messenger RNA, 1683 nt
Organism: Ambispora gerdemannii
Lineage: Eukaryota; Fungi; Glomeromycota; Glomeromycetes; Archaeosporales; Ambisporaceae
Source: the annotation of a GenBank genome assembly